AUGGCUUCGCUUGAUGAGACAAGUACUGCGACACCAGUGGACAUUUCAGAUCUCGAGGAAGGAUUGAAAGCGUUAGACAGCGGGAAGGAUGGCCAUACUUCUGAUUCAAAUUCAAAUGUGCCUGAUGCUUACGAACAUGAGAGCGAUUGUGUCGGGGACAAGAAGUACAUCAAGGGCUCGGGUGUUAUCAAUAUCGAGCUUUACAAACAGCAGUAUCAUAAACCGAUUUACAAAGUGAUGCUUUAUUUCUCGAUAUUUUUGGUAGCAUACGUUUAUAGUUUGGACUCACUGGUACGAUUUACGUAUCAGUACCAGACAACUUCUAAGUUCAGGGACAAAAAUCAGUUGAGAACUGUUAAUUGCAUUAAAACUGUUAUGGGUACUGCUGGUCAGUUCGGUUUCGCUAGAUGUUCGGAUAUUUUUGGUAGAACAACUGUUCUCAAUUUUUCCAUUAUACUGUACAUUAUUGGUACUAUCAUCCAAUGCAAGGCUACCGAUAUUUCAAAAUUUAGUGCAGGCACCAUUCUUUAUCAGCUAGGUCUCAUAGGCAUACAGAUAAUGCUGGGAGUUAUUGCUAGUGAUUUCUCAGAUUUGAACUGGAGAUUAUUCGCAUCAUUUGUACCUGCGCUUCCCUUUGUGAUCAACAUUUGGAUCUGUGGUUUUAUUACACAGUUAAUUGGUGAUAGGUGGCAAUGGGGUAUUGGUAUGUUUGCCUUCAUCAUGCCUUGUGCAUGUAUUCCUCUAGCGUUUUGCUUGCUGCAUAUGAGAUACUUGGCCUACAAGAAUUGUCGAGGCAAGGUUCAGAAUGAGUUUAGGAUGUACAGGGUGUUGACAUUCCGUGACUACAUUGUUGACAUUUUCUUUUGGAGACUUGACCUCGUAGGAUUCGGUCUGCUGUGUGCAUUGUUUGGGUGUAUUUUAAUACCGCUGGUACUGGCAGGGGGGUCUUCCAAUCAUUGGCGCAACUUUCGAAUCAUAGUUCCUGAAGUAGUGGGUUGGGUGGUGGUAUUACCAAUUUUUUUGACUUGGGAGGCUAAAGGUGCAAAACAUCCCUUGUUGACAUGGGACUUCAUCGAGGAUCGUGGUAUCCUAGCGGCUUUAAUCAUCGCCUUCUACAUUAAUUUUGUCUAUCACUUACUUGGUGACUAUUUGUUCACUGUUUUGAUGAUCACUCUUGAUCAGUCAGUUCUGGCUUCCACGAGAAUCACUUCAAGUUACUCAUUUGUUUGUAUUAUCUGCGGUACUUUGAUUGGGUUGGUAAUCAUAAGGGCAAGAAGAACAAAGCCCUUCAUUAUUUUCGGCAUAGGCUGUUGGUUCUUAGCGUUGGGUUUGUUGGUUCACUUUUUUGGCAAUAGGCCAUUCAUGCCAGGAGUUACUGGAUCGUUAUGUUUGCUGGGUUUGGGAGCGGGAUUCUUCACAUACACUACCCAGGCCUCAAUUCAAGCAGCCAUUAAAACCCACGCCAAGAUGGCUGUUGUUACAGCCCUGUAUUUAUCCAUCUAUUCUAUUGGCUCAGCUGUCGGUUCCGCAAUCAGCGGUGCCAUAUGGACCAAUUUAUUGCCAAGAAAGAUAUUUAGAACCAUGAAUCACUCUGAUGCUACAGCGGCCUAUGACUCCCCUCAACUAUUCAUUCUCAACAACCCAUGGGGUUCUCCGGCCAGAAACGGUUUGAAUGAAGCAUACAGCUACGUACAAAAAAUGCUUUGUGUGGUAGCACUAUGUUUUUGUGUUCCUCUGCUGGCUGCAGCGCUCUUCUUGAGAAAUCAUAAGUUGCAGAGCACAGUGGCCUUAGAGAAUGUUGACGAAAAGCAGGUCAAGGAAGAUGAAAGGAGACAUGAUUUAAUUUGCAAGAUUCAAGAUCGCCGCCGGGCUAAGAAAGAGGGGAAUGAUGAUAAAUAA
This is a messenger RNA of Torulaspora delbrueckii, 1899 nucleotides long. RefSeq lists its product as uncharacterized. Lineage: Eukaryota; Fungi; Ascomycota; Saccharomycetes; Saccharomycetales; Saccharomycetaceae. Gene Ontology annotation, molecular function: siderophore-iron transmembrane transporter activity. The transcript has a single exon. Gene Ontology annotation, cellular component: endosome; vacuolar membrane. The record is from RefSeq and is a predicted model, not a curated record. The coding region runs from base 1 to 1899 and encodes 632 amino acids. Gene Ontology annotation, biological process: intracellular iron ion homeostasis; transmembrane transport.